Heterocephalus glaber (naked mole-rat) is the source of this 2561-nucleotide messenger RNA. The record is from RefSeq and is a predicted model, not a curated record. Lineage: Eukaryota; Metazoa; Chordata; Mammalia; Rodentia; Bathyergidae.
CAGGGCCCCUGUCCCAGAGGUGCUGACCCCUCCGCAGGGACCUGACCCAUUCUCCCAGCCUGAGCUGUGGCUUCCCCGAAGGAUGGCAGUGGCUCGGUGGUCAGGGCCCUGGGCCCGUGAACGAUCGUAACAGUGGGACUUGGGCAGACCUGGCACAGGCCCUCCUCACCACCCUGGCCACCUGUGUCCGCCUCUUCUUCAGUCCCCGCUGUCUCCACCUCCUGUGGACUUCCCUCAGGAGGCCAGAUCUGGUCCCCCAAGUCUCCCAGAGUCUCAGGGGCCUCCACCGUGCUCAGAACCAGCCUAGGGCCCUGCAUGACCUCAAGGCCACUCCUCUACGCUGCCAGCUGCAGGCUGUCUCCACGCUGACUCCUGUGGACAGCUGCACUCCUACUCGGCACCCCCUGGUUUGUCCCUCUCCCCCACCCCUGCCUAAGAGCUGGCCUCUGCCGGCCCACCCACCCUCCCAGGGCCGGACACCUGUGGAAGGGGCUGGGGCUCAGCUCACAGCUGUCACUCACAGCAGGGCUGGAGUGGGGUGCAGGGACUGCUCUCUCUGGCCUCCACUCCGGCUUCCUUUAUCCCGCCAUCCCCUUGUAUGCAGACUUCCCAGCAGCUUGCACGUGGGGAAAGCCCACAUCUCAGGUUCUGCCGUGGCUGGUCCUUGAAUUAUUGAUUGAUCUGCUUCUCAGGAAAUGAGGACCUCAUUUUCCUGACUGUGGCAAUGGGCAGUGCCCGUGACCCCUGCUGGGUGCCAGGCCCUCCAGGGUGUCAGAGGUGGUCCCCAACCACAGGUGACACAUAGCAAAAACAGCAAAACUGCCUCCCUUGCUGCUCACCGUGGACACACCCCGUGUGCAUGGCCAGCCCGCAGAUGCUGGGACUCCUCAUCCUCGAGAACCCCCACUGAUGUGGGCGAUACCUACACGCGCAGAUGUGAGUUGACAUUGCCUGCAGAGAAGACUCCAGGAGACAGUGCCCACUGCCGCAGAUGUCAGAUGGAGAGUCCGAGGGGUUUCUUUCCAGGUCCUUGGCUUCCCAAACAAAGAAGUGGACCAGACCUAUAGAAAAGGCAGCAGAAGUGUAUGUUUAUAGAAGGCAGAAAAGAAGUGCGCUCUGCAGAGGACACAUCGGGGCAGGGAAGAUUCUGUACCAUAUUCCGCUCCUACUCCAGGGGUGCACAGGGUGUGAUCCUGGUCUACGACAUUGCAAACCGCUGGUCCUUUGAUGGCAUCAACCGAUGGAUUAAGGAGAUUGAUGAGCACGCACCUGGUGUGCCCCGGAUCCUGGUGGGGAACCGCCUGCAUCUGGCAUUCAAGCGGCAGGUGCCCACCGAGCAGGCCCGUGCCUAUGCCGAGCGCCUGGGUGUGACCUUCUUCGAGAUCAGCCCACUGUGCAAUUUCAACGUCACAGAGUCCUUCACAGAGCUGGCCAGAAUCGUGCUGCUGCGGCACGGCAUGGACAGGCUCUGGAGGCCCAGCAAGGUCCUGAGCUUGCAGGACCUGUGCUGCCGUGCCGUGGUGUCCUGCACACCCGUGCACCUGGUGGACAAGCUUCCGCUGCCCCUGGCCCUACGGAGCCACCUCAAGUCCUUCUCGAUGGCCAAUGGCCUGAACGCCAGGAUGAUGCAUGGCCGCUCCUACUCCCUCACAGCCAGCACCCCGCACAAGAGGACCAGCCUGCGCAAGGCCAAGACUGCCCGCGCGCCGCAGAGCCCACCGGGAAACUGCGCCGGAAGCAGCUGCAAGGUCUCCUAGGGAGAUGGCAGAGAGCGGAGUGCCUUUCCAGAGAAGCCGCGGGCCCUGCACCGGGGUGGGGGGGGGGCCUGAGCCUGGCCAGGCUCAGGACACAGCUUUGCCUCUCCGGCCACGCUGCUGGCUGGGCUGAGUGUGGCCAGUGGGCAGUACAGACACCUGCUCGGUGUGACUGACAUUUCCACACGGUGUGCAUGCAGCUCUUGUUCUCGACUUGUGUUUCUAAAGGGAAAGUUAGCGCCCUGCUCAGCUCUCGGUAACGUGAAAUUCUGAAUGCUACUUUUGUCACUAUUUGCAGUGCAAUUUUUUCCUUAAAAUUACUGUUUUUAUGAGACAGACAAGGUAUGUAGGGAGUACACAUUCAAGGGAGUUUGAGAAGCAAUGACGGUGAGAUCAUCCAGCAUUGUUGCUCUUACAGGAGGGGCUGUUUUGUAAACCUUUUUAACGUCAAAGCACCUAUUUAUAAAAUGCUGCAGAGGGACAGAGAUGACGUACAACAGAUCUGUCCGGUUAGGGUAGGAAAUGCAUUUGAUAACGUUUUUGCUAUGUUGUUUACUACAUUUUGGGAUCAAUAAGUGAUUUCUAUGCAUAUUUUUCUGUAAACCUACAUCUUUUUUGUACAAUGUGUUCUACAAGUUAUGAAGCUACAGGAAGAAAAUGCCAAAGAUAUCUCUUGUGAUACUGAAUAUAGUCAACGCAGUUCCAACAGUUCGGCAAGGAGAAAGCUGUUUCAGUAAAGAAUGAAGUAAAAACACUACUAUUUUAGGACUGUUUCUCAACAAUAAAGCGUAUACCUGUUCCUCUUGG